AUGAUGCAGGCCAUGGCCGUGUGUGUGGGACUGCUCCUCUUCAGUGUGACCUGGGCAACAUCAAUGCCCAAUGAAGAGGACAGCACCACCAACAAAGGUAGCGCCUGUUGGGACUUAACAGCAUCUGUGCAUCCUGAGCCCACAGGGGAUAAAGGAGCAGAGAAUGUAGGGGAUGCCCUCCUUAACUGGCCUGCCCAGGAGAGGUAUGGUGCGGCUUUCAUCAGAAGUACCCCACAGUCUAUCAAGAGACCGGUGAUGAGGGCAGAACUACAGAGGGACAAAAGCAAAGAGAAGAAACCUCAGAGUGUUCCUAGCACGAUUCCAGCAGAUAUCGACGAUGCUAAAGACCACUUCAAAGAUGAAAAGAAUCAACAGCGGUAUCUACUAUCCCGGAACAGCUCAGUGAAAAGCACACAUACCCGUCAGGUCCGACGGAGCACUCACUAUCUAACAUAUCUGCCCCAAAUCAGAAAGAUCCUCAGUGACUUUGAAGGCAGUGGUUCCCCAUAUACUCAAGUGAUGGGGGGUAAUGAUGUCCCGCCUUUCAGUGGGGAUGGGCAACAUUUCAUGGACAUUCCUGGCAAAGGAGGUGCUGCCGGGCCUGGUCUAGACAGCUCCGCUAGUCACACGAGCCUCUCGGGCUCUGACAAAGCUAAGAUUGGCAACCCACAAACAAGUGGACUGGGUUCUAACGAGCUCCCAGAGGGAGGAAGGCAUGGUGCUGAUGCAGCCAGAGACAAAACGGCACACCAGGCAGGUGCUGCGGGUGUGAGCCUUGCGGAGGGCGCCAAUGACAUCACAGGCAGCACUGAUUUUAGGGAACUCCCUGGAAAAGAAGGAAGCAGAAUUGAGGCUGGCAGCCAAAAUGCCCAUCAAGGGAAAGUAGAAUUUCACUAUCCACGAGGGCCCUCCAAAGAGAAGCUGAAAGGGGGCAGCCACGACAGCUCGGGGAGCGCCAGUUACAAUGAGAUUCCCAAGCGCGGCAAAGGUGGUUCUAGGAAGGACGCCGAAGACUCCUACAGGAACCAAGUGACCUUCUCUGAAAAACAAAGAUUUCCAGGAAAAGGCAAAAGCCAGGGCCAGGUUCUUUCUUCUCACAGUCUUGGUAAUGAGAUUAAAAGCAGAAAAAACCAUUAUGUACUCCAUGGACAAAAUAAUCCCACACGGAAUAAAGGGGUGCCACGGUGGAGAGGCGCCUGGCCUUCACGAAGGCCCCAUGCCCACCGGCGCCUUAGCCCCGGCAGAAGAGACAGCAGUGAGUCGUCCAGUGACAGUUCAAGCGAGAGUGACGGUGACUAG
Molecule: messenger RNA, 1299 nt
Organism: Onychomys torridus (southern grasshopper mouse)
Lineage: Eukaryota; Metazoa; Chordata; Mammalia; Rodentia; Cricetidae
Gene: Mepe
Product: matrix extracellular phosphoglycoprotein
Exons: 3
Coding region: 1-1299 (432 amino acids)
Biological process (GO): biomineral tissue development
Cellular component (GO): extracellular matrix
Molecular function (GO): extracellular matrix protein binding
Source: RefSeq, a predicted model, not a curated record